This is a messenger RNA of Pseudo-nitzschia multistriata, 1302 nucleotides long. The record is from the annotation of a GenBank genome assembly. Lineage: Eukaryota; Bacillariophyta; Bacillariophyceae; Bacillariales; Bacillariaceae.
CAAUUUUUGGAUGUGAUUGUGUGCGCUGUGCAAAGAGGCAAUGCAUGAUUGCUUGUUCGUGUCAGGAUACGAGUACGAGUACUUGUACCGUACUCCACUACCGUACGGUAAUUCAGUUGUGUUAAAAGUCCCAGGAUUGUAUGAGAGCGAAGGUGAAUUUCGCUUCCGAUACGGAGAGACAACGACAAAUCAAUCCAAAACUUAAUUCUGAAGGGCAACCAAUAGAUACGUAAAUAAACAGUCGAUAACUUCUCACAGCGAAUCAAUACUACAGCAAAAGAAAAGCAACGCCAUGUCAGACGCGACGAUCUCAAAAAUCAAAGCGAUCAAGGAGUCCAUGUCAAAAAAGGUUGCCUCGGUAGAAUCUCUAUCGAUCGAAGACGUGGAAUCCCUCAGAGAUAUGCUUCUGCAACUCGAUUCAUUUGACGUAACUCUUGAAAUCCUGACCACUACCCUGAUUGGGACUGUCGUUUCAAAGUUUAAAAAGCACGCGGAAAUUGGCCCCACAGUCAAAACCCUUGUCAAGAAAUGGAAAUCAAUAGCGAAGGCCGGUGCAGCCACUUCGAGCGCACAGAGCAGGGACAGCAAGUCAUUGUCCGCCAAAAAGACAGCCGAGUUAUCCCAGAAAAUCACAACGGAUAAAGACAUGAAGUCCAAACGGCGAUCUAGAACCGAUACAGCCACAGCUGAAACACGAGAAGCUUGGUAUGGCCUCCAGCCCUACCGGCAAACAACCUGCCAAAAACUACACGACGUCCUCCAUCUUGCAAAGCCGAAAUUAAUCAAACAGGGCAUCAAUGCCGAUGCCGUAGAUCACCUAACGGUAGAGAGGGCGACUGAUGUUGAAGCUUCCAUCCAAAAGAAAUUCACUKGGCAGAAGCAAGAAUACGUGCAAAAAGCUCGAUCCCUCUGCUUCAAUCUCAAAAAGAACACAUCGCUGGCCAGUCAGGUUAUUUUGGGGCAACUCUCUAGCUCAGAGCUCGUCGGUUUGACAUCCGAACAAUUGGUAAGCGAUGAAAAGCGGAAGGAAAUCGAAGCCCGUAAGAAAAACCUCAUGGAUUCCAACUUGCUCGACUGGGAGGCCCAAAACGAAGACAAGAUCAAUGAAAUGUGUGGAAUCAAAGGGGAUCUACUCAAGGCCUCUUUGUUCACUUGUGGAAGAUGCAAAUCAACCAAGACCACGAGCACGCAAAAGCAAACGCGGUCGGCCGACGAACCUAUGACGGUUUUCGUCUUGUGCCUCAAUUGCAAUAAUCGAUGGAAAUUUUCUUAGUUCUGGCACAUUAAAUGGUCGCCUCAAGU